GCCAGCAGCGGUUGGCUGAAGGUUCACGAGUGAACAAAAAUGUUGCGUUUAGGGCCCCGGGGUUUCACGAUUGAAGUGAGAUAUUUGUGGAGUGAAGUAACACAGAACUCUCUGGACCCAGUCUUUCAGAGGAGGCAAGCAGAGGAAGUGCUGUCGUCAAAGUGUCCAACUUGGUUGAUGUUUUGCAAUCGCACAAACGAGAUGCCUCGUGGAGACUUCAACAUUUACUUUGCCAGCGGCCAUAGAGGACAUGUCAGAGCUGAGGAGGCGGUGGGCAUCACCCUCCUGGUGGUCAUCCUUGCAGCCCUCCUCAUCCUGGGCUGCUGGUACUUCAAGAAGAGAAGUGGCUACAAAAUAAUCAGGAGCCCAAGAUCAGGUUCACCAGGUUACACAGGAGGCCAGUACUCAGAGGCUGGACCUUCAGCAGAUAACAAGAUGGCCCUUGCUGAUUUUGGCAGCUUCAGACCACUGGUUCCUAAUGCUCCUCCAGCCUAUGAAAAGAUUUCUUCGGGACCAAUGCCUCCUCCCUAUUCCCCCUGAAGAACGAGUGCUGACGGAUGGUAGAAAAAUGGGAAACACUGAAGAAUGAACUCUGAACUUCCUUUUCUUUAUGACACUAGUAAAAUGAGAUGUUACUAUUCAUAUGGUUCCUCAUGCUUCACAGCUAAAUACAUUAACAGAGGGAAAAAAUGUCUUUCCCUUUAAAAAAAGAUUACAAACACAAUUUAUGAACUUAAUGUUAUGUCAACAAACAACAAUAAAUGAAUUCAUGAUACAUUGUGUUAAAAAACAACACUUAUUCCAGACAGUUGCAUUGUUUAUUUCCAUGCAGUAUUGUCCACACUUGUUCCAUGAAAAUGUAUCUAGUAAAUAUUUUUGAAAAAUCUAUAUGGUAAAAAUAAAUAAAUGUGACUCCAAAACUCCAUUAAUAUUGACUCAAACAUGUAGUAAAAAUGUAUCUAGUAGUUUCUAUUUCUAAAAAAAAAGUGUAGUUUUUCAAGGAGUACAGUUUUAAAAAGAGAUAUGAAAAUUGAAUGCCAACACAUGUAUUUUCAAAAUGGCAUAAAGAAGAACAACUUACCAUCAUGACUUAUAAACAAUUUAUUUUGCGAAUCAGUAUCUAACUGCAUUGAAAAGUUUAUUUGCAAAGGCUCUGC
Cololabis saira (Pacific saury) is the source of this 1157-nucleotide messenger RNA. It is a transcript of the gene mlana, whose product is annotated as melan-A. The record is from RefSeq and is a predicted model, not a curated record. The transcript is spliced from 6 exons. Bases 40 to 540 code for a protein of 166 amino acids. Gene Ontology annotation, cellular component: melanosome. Lineage: Eukaryota; Metazoa; Chordata; Actinopteri; Beloniformes; Belonidae.